CAAACAAAAACAGAAAACAGUUGUGUUGUUUGACGAGAAAACAUGAUGUUUACCAUACAAACAUCUAUGCUGAGCCAACAUUGGAUUAGUCUCCCUCUUGACAUCUUAUCUGUGUUGAACUUUGACCGCGAGUAUCCUAGACUCCCAAUACUUGCAAAGAGACCUUUGGCUGAGGUCUCUUAGCCUUAUAUCGAAUAUCUUAUCAAUCCUCAGCCUUUGACCCACCAGUUGAAAUACUAUGAAAUUCCUGCCACUCAACUGCAUACGUUGCUGUGUCAACCAUAUCCGUUUCCCCUCCAGAAAGCACAGGACAAGGCAGGAAGCACUUACUUAUCCAAUAUCGAACCAGCGUUGAAUUAAAUUAAAUUAAUUCAGCUUCAACCACAGUCUUCCUUUGCCUGGCUUUCUGUCAACAACUUGUUGUUCUGCAGUGAACUAGAACGUGAUUUAGUCGGAGAAGAGAACGACAGAGAUAAAUAUCAAUAAGAUCAGUUGCUGCGCAACCACCGCCGAGCAACAAGACGAAAUUUAUUGGCAAUGUUAAACACUUAGCUGACAUAUUUUUAUUUAAACAUCAUUCAAUAUGGAUUGUUUGUUAAUAUUGGUGUAUCUGUGCCUGGCUAUUUUGUGCAUUGAUACUCAUGCCGUGUAUGUCAAUGACCCGGCCCUUUGCAGUCGCACAAAAUGUUCUGCUUCUGCCGACCACCUGGUGAAAUUCAAGUAUUUGCAAGGUGUAGUUUAUCGUUAUGCGUACCAAAUCGACGUCAGUACAAACCUGGGAGUAAUGUUAAACGAUCGCCGCAACGAAUCGACUCUGCAAGUUGACGCUGUGGUGUCACUGAGUUUCACAUCCCCUUGCGAAGGUCAUUUGAAGCUGACAGAAUCGAGCAUUUCGUCGAAUCGCUCAACCUACGAUGCUGAAUUCCCCGAUAGAGCUGGGGCUGAGUUUGUGAAAAGCGUCGAGCAAUAUCCACUCAGGUUCUCGUUCCGAGAUGGUCAGAUACCCGAGGUCUGCCCACACCCUGAGGAACCGGCCUGGGUACUGAAUAUGAAAAAAGGAGUCCUCUCCAUGUUUCAAAAUACAAUGAAGAGAUUUGAUGUAAGCCAUUCUUCUCAAGAAUUGGACAUCAAUGGCAUUUGCGACACGCAUUACAAACUCUACGAAGCAAAGCAGACAAGUCUCGUAAUAAAGAAAACAAAGAACAUAGCAUCUUGUACAAACAGGAACAAGUACCUCUCCGUUCUUCAAUCGAACUCUUACAGAAGUCCGUUUUCAUCAAAUAAUCAAGGAUUUCGCGAGCCGGUGUUGAAGUCUUCGAGCGACUGUGAAAUAACACUGGACCACAACAUCUACGAGGCGGUAACAUGCGUAGACGUGCAGAUGCUCAGACCUUUGUCCAACGGGAAAAAAGCUGGGGCAACAAGCAUCACUCGCUCAUCUCUUAACCUGAUCGAGGAAAUCUCGGACUUUGUGGAUUUAGGCGACGGCGAAGGAGAGGACUAUUCACUGUCGAAAAGAGUCAACCUUUUGUACGACCAUGCCGUUACACUGAAACCAACGCACGGAGAGCUAAAAACGUCUCGCGACUCUCUCAAGAGCAUGUGCAAAAUGGGAUCGGGUGAAGAACUUCAAGAGGAAUUCUCAAAAGUGUUUACAAAGUUCAUUCAUUCUUCUCGUCUACUCAAUUACCCAUCUCUGUCAAUGCUGCUGUUGCGUGCCAACAGCAUUUGCAGAACUGGAAGAAAGCACAUAAUCAACGCUCUACCGUACAUCGAAAGCACUGCUGCCCUGAUUAUUCAGAAGGAUUUAAUAAUACGGAAACAAGUGCCACUCGACAAAGUCAAGGAUUGGGUAUCAGGAUUCGGUUUAAUUCCGCGUCCUAACAGGGAGACUCUUCGGGCACUCGCACCCCUCUUGGAGCAUCCAAGCGAACUAGGUGAUUCGCAGUUUGACCUAGCUUACUCUAGCAUCAUUCAUGCCUAUUGUACAGCUGUGGACAACAAUUGCAUUCACGAAGAGCCUAUCGCUAGAUUUCUACACCAUGUGCAAGCGAAGAUCAAAAAUGGCUGUGACAGAAAAAGCCAUUCGACUUUGGAAACGAAACAGACGCUGCAAGCUUUGAAAUCUAUUGGAAAUAUGGGAAUAGAAAUUGCGGGAUUAAGAGAAAAAUUAAAGGAAUGUAUCGAAGGUGCAGGUGGAUAUUUGACCAUGGAGACAAGGGUGGCAGCCAUCGAAGCUCACCGAAGGUUACCCUCGUGCCAAGAGACAAGGGACGCUUAUUUUUUAAAUCUUUACAGAAAUUCUAGCCAGGAUAUAGAACUGAGAAUCGCUUCGUAUCUUCAGGUGAUGCGAUGCCCCAACUAUAACGUGAUAAAAAUAAUAAAGCAAACGCUCAAAGAAGAGGAAGUGAAUCAAGUUGGAUCGUUUGUCUGGAGUCAUUUGAAAAAUCUUCUGAAGUCUUCGUCGCCGAGUAGAAUCGAAAUUCAGAGUUUGCUAACGGACCGAGAUUUGGAAACGAAAUUCGACAGUGAUGUUCGUAAAUUUUCUAGAAACUAUGAGAGUUCAUUUUUCUCCGAUGAGUACAACAUUGGCGCUACUUACGAAACGAAUGUAAUAUUCUCUCCAAUGUCUUACAUACCAAGAACUGCUACCGUAAAUGCGACCGUUGACGUCUUGGGCGAGUCUAUAAAUAUGUUUGAAGUGGCAAUUCGUUUCGAAGGAAUCGAGUAUUAUGCGGAGAAAUUUUUCGGACCUGACGGCCCGCUCAGUAACGAGAAAGUGAGCUUGCAUUUUCGAAAUUUUUUGAGGAGCUUAAGGUCGGUUAAAAGUGAAGAGACGGAUGAGAACUAUGCUGAGGGAGUAAAAAACUUGCCCAACGUAAUCGAAAAUAAUUUUGAUAAUCCAAAAUUAAGUUUUUCCUUGAAAAUAUUCGGCAACGACGUGCAGUAUGUAACUCUGACCGGAGACCAAGAAAUCAGAACCACUAUAGCCUCUCUGGAUCCUUGGGCAAAACUGAUGAAAAUCCUUUCCGGCAAUGACGUUAAAUAUGAAAAAGCUGGCAUGUUAUUAGACUCUUCGUACAUCGUUCCGACAACCGCUGGUCUCCCUCUCCGUCUCAGUGCAUCUGGCUCUGCUGCUUGUAACUUUAGAAUGUCCGGUUCUCUGGACAGCAAGCGAUUAGCAAGCAACAAGGAGCUAGAAGUAAUGGGAAACAUAAUGCCGAGUGUCAGCGUGGACAUAACUGGGACAAUGGUUGUCGAUGCUUUUUACAAAAGUGCUGGAAUCAAGCUGAAGUCCAACUUGUACAGUUCCGGAGCAGUACGAGGGCAUUUAAUUGUGAAAGGAAUGCAAUUGGUCAGCCUAAGCCUAGGUCUACCCAACGAAAAAAUUGAAGUCUUUUCCAUGCUCACGGACGUCACGUAUCUAAGCACAAACGGACCCCACACUGACGAAACCCCUGCAGGAUUAAUCGUCUCCGAUCAAAGUACAGGGGAACUGAAGAAAAGCAACCUGAUGGAGGUCGUCAGUAACAAAACCUGCAGCUGGUCAGAUCUCGAUAAACUUAUAGGCCUCAAGUUGUGUACUACUUAUCAAUUUUCAAACGUGACUAAGAAUCCCAAUGCUGCCUAUUUCGUUUUGAGUGGACCGACUCUAUUCAAGGUGUCUUUGAUGAAAACAGACAAGACUAUCAAAAGCUACCUUUUCCAGUAUAAGUGGGAAAAUCCUGAGAAUAAGAGUAACAUCAAGUUGACCUUCGAUACUCCUGGCUCUAGCACCAAGAGGGAAAUGAGUGCUCAAGUUUCAUUUGAUGCCAAUAAUCGCAAUGUUUCUGUUGUCAUAUGCGCGGCUGGUAGUUUACUAGUUGCUAAAGGAACUUACAAGAAAACGGCCGAUCAAUUGCUAAUAGAUCUUGGCUUGGAUGUUAACAGUACAAAACAUCUCGACGCUAGUAUUGGAUAUACUAGAACGCCGAGUCACCACGGCUACAAUUACAGUCCUAAAUUGUAUUUGGCAAUCAAUAACGAACGGGUGGUUGAAGUUUCGGGUACGGUACAAAUCACGGAGAAGGGCAACGUAUCGCAAAGUGACAUCAAUUUACUGUUCGAGACGAAAAAAUUUUGGAGUCAAAUAAGGGGUUACAUAAUGCGGAAGAACGCCAGCGUUUCAGGGAAUAUAAAUGUUGAAUAUCAGCUAAAAGAAAUACAGGGUUCUGCUCCUCAGAAGAAGGAAAAUGUCCAAGUCGAAGUGUCGCUAAGCAAUCAGUCUCAGAAGGGCUUAAUUCACAAAGCAGCCACUUUUAAGCUACAAUCCUCGGCUUAUCCACACUUGAAUAUCAACAUGGGCGCGUGGUACCGGCAAGCUUUGGGCCACCUUGAAAUUCAUACUGAAAUAAAUUCGAACCCUCAUCUCCACGACGAUAAGCAUAAAUUCACCGCUCAAUUGGUUAUCACUAACUCCAGAACUUACCUUUCAAAUGAAGGAGCUAAGAUCACUGCUUUUAUUGCCAUCACAAAACCAAUACAAAACCUGGACAUCAAGGUCGGAAUUAGCCACUUUUCUCAUGGGGUAAAGACCAUAACCAGUGGUUUAAUACGAUACGCUCCAGGAAAGGAGAUUGCACUCUUGACGACCGUGAAAAUGCCUCGCGGAGCAAUGUUCGACAUUGAAGCCCACGUCAACCUUACGAUACCAACAUUUACCCCAAUGCUGAUAGAUAUAGAUAUAAAGGAGAAAGUCCGGAACGAGUAUGAUGUCAAACUGGCUGGCACCUGGUUUAGCGGCCACAAUAUGACGGCUCAAGGAACUUACACAGAUCAUUCUACAGCAGCCAUAAUUGAUCACGCGGUGAAGCUUCUUCUGAACUCGCCAAGCUUCGUCGAAGACGUCGUGGUGAUCUUGAAAAUCCACAACGAUGCGAUAGAUUUUAAGGUUGAUUUCCAACUCGAGCAAUCAGAUCAAGAGAAAUACGGUUUGAUAGUAACACACACCAGUCCAACGUCGACGAACUUUAUGAGCUACCUUGAGUGCCGGUAUAAAACCAGGGUUUAUAGCCUCACUGCAAACGUCGAUAAGGAACGUGAAGCGAGAAUCGAGGUUCACCUUGACACAUGGAAGGACGUUCACUUGAUAGCGAGAGCGAUAGAUGAGCCCAACAAUAAAGAGGCUGGUUUAGAGGUGAAAUGGGAUGCCAAUAGGGACCCUGACCUCAAGUUUGCAACCUCGUUUCAAUUUGUCAAGUUCUCCGAUCCCAGGGAGAAAAAUCUCAGCACUAUAGUCAUGGUCACAUACCCUGGGCGACUCGUCACUGGAAGAUCUGUCUUGGCGAUUCGUGGACAUAAUAAUUACGUAUGCGAUAUCAGACUGGAAUGGUCACCAUUGGAUGCCAUUCACUUCACAGUCGACGCCGACUAUAACACGGCGCCAACUAACAAGAUAUUCAAAAUAAAAUCUCAGCUUCUCACGCCUUUUGAACUGUGGAGAAGAACGUCGCUCGAUGCAAGGUAUACGCAGAACAACAGUACCAUAACGGCAAGCGGUAGCGUUCAUUGGCAAGAUUUGGAACACUUUUCGAUAGACUUAUCAGGAACCCUGAUAGAAGACAAUAAAGUGCUAGAAUGGCAAGGAAAUUGUAAACUGAUCAGCACUAUGCACGUCGUGAAGUGGAUGAACGGUAAUCUGACGCACAGAUUAUCGAACGGGAGGAAAGCAGACACUCAUCUGCAUGUCACCUACUACCCAGACAAAGUGUUGGACUUGAAAAGUUCUUGGGAUUUAAUAAAGGGACAAGAUGGCUCGUUCAAUUUGACCGGACUCCUGAACAUGAUAUCCCCUCUGGCAGCCUAUGAAAGAGGAGACUUAACUUGCAGCCUACAGUUUACUCCAGACUGGAAAAUUCGCGGGGCAGUUUACAUUUAUUUAGACAAAAGGAAGUACACGGGAAAUUUGGUCGGUGACUUGGCUAAGAUCAAGGAAUCGAUGGUGCAGUUCAAUUUGACCACACCCAUUGAAAGGUUCUCUACUUUACGGGGGAACUUUGGUUUGUCUGAGAAGAACCGACACAUCGUGGCCAGAAUCGACGGGCCCCAUGGAAGCGUAGGACUCGAGGCGUUGGUUCAACUGUUUCUUCAGGGAACCGACUUCCAUGUCAAACUGGAAGUUGCCACGCCCAUUCAACUGUUCGAGCACUCACUUGUCGUUGCUAAAUUGACCAAAAAGGAAGCUGAUUUCAGAGUCGGUUACAGAAACAUGACGGCUGGGUUCGUUGGUGUUUGGCGCUACUGGAAUCUCACAGAUUUUCAUUACACCUAUAUUCUCUACACUCCUAUGGAUGGGUUCGAGGAGUGCGGCAUCGUAACUAAGCUUGUUGUUGAAAAUGGUUCAGAGAUUAAAAAGAUGUUUAUUGACAGUGAAUUCUCAAUACGCUUUUCUGACACUAAAUUCGGCGUCGUUGCCAACGGAGGACCGAAACCUCCCCCAUUCAGCAUCCCUGAAGUACCCGAGCCAGUUACAUCUGCCGAAAAUACUACUGCGGAAGAAUUAUAUGACUACAUCGAGGAUGAAGAGCCGUUAUACUGGCAAGGACAGAUUCUGAUCGAUGUGGCUAUAUUCGAGACAAUUGUCGGUGAUCUGGACAUAGAACAGAACGAUCCAAGGUACAAAGUUUUGGGUUCGUUAAAAAUUCCUCCUGGAACUAUUCGGUUCGAUAAUCUAUAUGUUUAUGAGGAUGACGCCAAUAUGAAAAAUGAGCUAAAGAUUGACACACCGUUCGAAUCUGCGUCCGAGAUAACUUCCACCUACAUACUUAGUCUUGACCUGUUAAACAACGACUACUUUGUUGCAACGGAUUUGAGAGUGAAGAAACACUCUAGUUGGAUAGAAGCUGGGUAUAAUGUCAACUACACGAUCCGUGGAGCAGCCGACGAUUCGCAAACUCGCGAAGUGACGUUCAGGAUUAAAACGCCUCUGAAGUUCCUAUUGUACGUCGAUGGCAACAUGUAUAUUGAAGUGGAUGAAAGCUUGUACAAAGGAAGGGUUGAUCUAAGCGGUGAAGACUUCCGAAUUGAUCUUCUCGGAUCUUUUGAAUCCGACGAUGGUUAUCUCGAUACCACGAUAGAGGCAAAAAUUAAUAGCCCUAAGUUUGUCGUGCCAAAGACCAUGAUCAUCAUAAAGAAAGACUUGAUAUCAAGAGAAAAGCAAAUAGAAUUCGGAAUCAAAGUCUAUGAACCGGUUUUAAAAGUUUAUAAUCUUCAAGCAGUUUGGCAAGUUGACGGAACCAAGUUCAUAAACGCGUCGCUAGAGCUGAAAUCGCCGAUUGAGAUGUUUGAGCACGUCAGAGCCAGCAUUUAUCAUGCAAAUUCAAUAUCGAAUAACGAUUCGGCCAAUUUGAACAUAGAUCUUGUAUACCGAUCGGAAAGCAAGUUUAAAAUUAUCGGUGAUUACAAAGACAAGAUAGUGAGCGGCAGGGCGAUAACUCCAAUUCAAAAUUAUGAGACUAUUGAAUUUCUUGGGAACGUUGUGAAAGUGAGCGACGGACUGAUCAAAUUUGAAGGAGAUUUGACCAGUGCUAAAGUGGCAGAACCUUACAAAGUCUACGGCCAGAUAGCUAUGAAAGGUGAAACUGUUGUGUCAGUUGACGCAACGAUUGUUCCUGCGAAAAAUGCCAUGCUGAAAAAUAAUAUCACUCUGAGCUACGUCAAAGAAACUUAUGGAUUCAAGUUUUUAACCAUGAACAGCCCGAGGGAUUUGGCGGUUGAUUUUAGCUGUACAAACAUACUGAAUUGGAAUACAGACGCAAAAAUAUAUAGCGCUGAUCGACAUCAAAUCGAUUUCGAAUUUAUCACUUUUGUUAACACACAAGUAAACGGAAACGUUAGUGCAUAUGUACGUGGAAAAACCCCCUUCAAGAGUGUAAAAAAUUUCAUGGUCAGCGGCGACAUGCUCUUGUCUAAUGUAACAGGAAACUUCCAAGCCAGUCAUCACUUUAAUCAAGACAGAAGUCACCUCGAAUUCAAAUGGGGCUUAUUCUUCUGGGAGGAUAUGUACGCAAACGUCCUCCUGGAUUACGAUAUAAACAAGGCCAAGAAGCACUUUAAAACUCAGUUAUUUUUCAAAGAUCCUGAAAAAACGCACAGGAACAUUAACACUGGAUUUGAUAUUAACAUCGAUCGCGAGCUUUGGACAUUCGGCAGUAAUGCCACCGUAGGCUUUAUUGAUAAAGACAACGUAGAUGCUAUAUUCAGUUUGACACUACCACCACCUGAGAAAGAUUGUCAUACUGUUUUGGUCAGCUAUCAUUUCCAGAAGGAGCCAAGCAACAUGAAGUACGCCGUUGGCUACAACACUCAGAUCUCGAAAGUCAAUUAUGCUUCAGAUGGCUCGGUGACAAAGAACCCUCACGACAUCAAUGCACAUCUGAGAUUCACAUGGGGUUUGGAAUCUAAUCAGACAGUGAAUAACUUUAUCAACAUCUCAUUCCAACAGAACGAAGUCAACUUUGAUUAUUCACUUCGAACACCUAAAUUCUUACAAGAAGAAACUUGUGUACUUCGUCUAGAAUAUAACACAGCGUCACCAGCCUACAGUAUCAUCAAUACAGAUGUCUACUAUCCUUCUUCAACACGUAUCGGAACAGCACGCAUCGUCUAUGUUAGUCUCGCCAACGUCAAUGGAUCGGUCAACGCGUCCACUCCAAUUGAGGGCUUACCCUACAUUGGUUGCAAUUUCGUGGUCUACACAACAAUAAAAAACAACAAGCGACACGUGGAAGCGUUUUGGCCAGGCAAGACGGCACUUCUAAAAUCAGAAUACACGUAUAGCAAUGAGAAGCUCGAUUCGACUUUGGAGGGCAGUUUGCAGGCUGAAAUUCCUCUGAGUACUCGCCAUAGCGGGCUCCUGAAAUACGGUUACAAAAAACGUCCACUGAUCAGCACAGGCCAUUCGGAGCUGAUUUACAACUCGCAGAGAAUAGUUCAUGGUGAAUAUAACUCGAAGACCGAGUCGAGAGCUGGUUUUGAAAAAGAUCGCAUUGAAAUAACCAUUCAGAACAGUUUAAAACCGUUAGGAAUCGUAUAUAUCAAUCAGUACGAGUACAGCGGCGGUAAUGCUGGGACAAAUUAUCCGACAGUAGAGUUGAAACAGGUUGAUAUAUACAGGCUGGGAAACCUCUCAGACUUUCACAUAGCCGGCGAGAGUCGCAUAAAAACAACGCAUACAGGUCAGGACAUUCAACUUAAAGCGGUUCACUUGAAUCGCACAGUAAAUCUGCGCACGGAUUACAAAAUCCUGCCGGGGGAAUUCGAUCACAAUGCUCAUUUGAGUCUGGCCAGUGACGCCUGGGCUUCGUAUCAUGUUAAUAUACUUAACAAGACAUCGGAAGAAGUCGAGAACCAGUUUGUAGUACUAGACUUUGCUUAUCCGAGGAGAAACUUCACCCUUGACGGCUCUUACAGCAUUGACAGCUCGGACAUAAACUCGGAAGCCAUACUUCGAUGGGACAGGGAUACGGACAGACCUCGAAGCGUCGGAACAGGUUUUCAAUGGAGAAAACUGGAAAGCGUAGGCUCGUUGGGACAGCGUCAAGCAGUGCUGAGCUUCAAACAUCCUAGUUUCAAAAAAGACGUUACUUUCACAGCGAAAUAUGACAGAAGUGAUCCCAGCGAUCUCACCAACGUCGCUUUGGUCGUCGACUACUCGACGAAUUCCGAAAAACUCCUGAUACUGCGUGGCAAGAUGCGUGAUGAAAGCAGCUGGCCAACGGACCGCAAAUACAGCUAUGAAAUCUUUGGCCAACAUCCGGCAACUAACUUGGACUUACGAGUGAACGGAACCAUUCACAAACACAUGUUUGUGUUCGUCAAAGUUGAGAACCACGCUUCCUACAAGCGCAGUUUCUUUCCGGUGGAAAAGGGACAGCUAUACGCGUACAUAGAUCUGUCGAAUUAUGAGAUUGAAUUGCUCAGGCAAAAUAAGGAGAUAGUCAAGCAUCUGAAGACUAGGUACUACUCCACCCAUCCGGAAUACAUUCUCAAUGGAUCGUUGGUUUAUACACCAGACAUAGACGCGACGGGGCAAUUUUACUUCAACGUUGACGAGAAGCUCACUUGGCUGAUGGUGAAUUACACACCAGAUGCCGUUGAGAGUUUGAGAAUGUAUGGAAAGAUUCCUGAUGCCCGAAAUAUCGUUUUCGAUGUAUGGAGAACGUAUAGUGACGAUCUCACCAUAACAGAUGUCUCGAUGUACUUACGAUUAAAUCACUCUAAACUCGUUACGUCGAAGAUGACGUGGAGGCCAGAACUGAAGGAGGACGUUAUGAGUACGGUAAAGGAAUCAUUCCUUGCAGCAUACGAGAGCAUAGGAAACGAUGCCGAUUAUUGGAAGCAGUAUAUAAGAAGUGAGUCCGUCAGUGCUAUUCACGAUAUUUGGGAAGACGCGCAUGAGGAUGUGAGCGAAUUCCUGGAAGAUUGGAACAACCUAAAAGAACUGCGAACCGAUCUGGAAGACUUAGAAAUAUAUCUGAAUGAAUCGUACAAUGCGAAUGAGUUUUACGUCAAAGAUAUUGUUGCAUUUGGCUCCUUUGUGAUCGACGAAUUAUCUUUGAGGAGCCACGUGCAAUCUUUGCCCAACAUAUUCAACGAAAUAUGGGAAAUUAUGGGCGAAUCUGGUCAGGCUGUAAGAAAUUCCCUAUUAUGGGCUAUCGAAGCUGUCAAAAGCGGUUACAACAAGCUAUCAGAAAUAGUGACGGCAAUGUUGAAAGGCGAUUCCAUAGCUCAAAUAACAUCGAUAAUAGAAAAGUUUGUCGAAAUGUAUGACAAAUUUGUGAAGGACCUUCAUGUCUCGUUUAUAAAGUGGAUGGAAAACCUCUGGGCAAAUAUGUCGACGGCUGCUUCUGACCAGUGGAGAAAAUUUCUGAGAUAUGUCGAGCCGAUGUUUAUAAAGGUGGUUCACUACCUCGAAACAGUUGUUUGGAAGGCGAGCCAGGAGGUCCUUGACUUUUUGUACGAUCGCAGAAACGAGAUUAUAACUUCCCCUUACUUUGACCGUUUCACAAACUUCACACAGGAUGUGGACAAAAUAUACAAGGACAUUAAGGCUCACGAUAUAGUGACAAACGUCAGAAAAUACUCUGGCAUAAUAAUAACAUUCAUCAGAGAACGAUACUUCACAAUGGUGCCAUUUGGCCUCGAGCUCAAGAACGUCGUAGAGGAAAUAAUAAACGAAUUAAUGGAGUUGACGAAAUUGCCGUUUUUGCAUUACACGAUUGAAAAAGUCCAACAACUUUAUGCCAAAGUCAAGUACUUGUACGAGUACUUCGAAGUAGGCGAUCAAAUCAAUCAUACCAUCAAAUUUAUCCAUUCAAAGCUGACUGACAUUAGUCAGACGGCUUUACAGGCAGAAAACCGGUACAGAGAAGCCAAAACGAAGUUCAUAUUCAGUCCGGAGAAGGGGCUACUGCAUCUUGAACAGAAACUUCCGAUGUCUUGGCACGCCUUCAACCAAACACCUGAAUUCCAAGAGAUCGCGGAGUAUCGCGCCAUCUCCGAUUUGAAAUCCUACUUCGUCACAUCCAAUACGACCUUCUGGACUCUCUAUUACCAAUACAAACCCUAUACCGAACCUUCCAGCUGGCUACCACCAUUCAAGGCCCAAGCAAUGAUCGCUGGUGGUCAACACUACAUGACCUUUGACGGUCGCUAUUACGAAUUUAGCGGAGAAUGUACUUAUCUACUUGCGCAAGAUUUUGUUCACAAUCAAUUUGCUGUCUUGGUCAAAUACAGCGUAGACGAGCUCCAAACCAGUCAUCAAAUAAUCGUUUUAGUAGGAGAUAAAGCAAUUCAGUUGGACCCAUUCAAGAACUCUGUGAGGCUGUUAGAUUCUGAACUCGGAGACCAACUUCCGGCUGAAAUUGGCAAUGGACAGGCAUACGUCUAUCAAGAAGAGGGCAUAGUCAUCGUGGAGUCGAUCAAAAAGCUUUUCAGGCUGGAAUGCAACAUGAAAUUCGAUCUGUGUAUACUUGAACUUUCUGGAUGGUAUUAUGGAAAGACCGCCGGUCUUUUUGGAACAAUGAGCAAUGAACAGUCGGACGACUUUUUGAAUUCUUAUGGAACAAUCAGCACAGACAUCGGGGCUUUUGCGCAGAGUUGGUCGUUGAAUCGUACGCAAUGCACGACCGUCAAAAAUCGCGCCUUCAGCAAACCAGUAAAGAAUGACGAGCUCAAAAUUUGCGAUGAAUUGUUUGCCGACAAAAACUCGGAGUUUAGCUCGUGCUUCAACAUAGUUAAUCCGAAUCCAUUUCAAACCAUGUGCCUUAAUAGCAGAAGUGAAAAGGAGGUCUGCAACGUCGCCGUUUCUUACAUCCAAGUUUGCUUGUUCCACGACACAUACAUCAGGAUUCCGGACAAAUGCACCAAGUGUACCUUGGUCAACGGGUCCGUAGUUCCAGAGGGGAGCUUCCGAACAUUGGAAGGCAAGGCAGUCCCCAAAUCUUCGGAUAUUGUUUUCAUCGUCGAAGCAAAAAACUGUAACAAGAAUAUAAAGACAAACGCCAGCCUGGAACUGCUCAUUUCUCAACUGAACAUGGAAUUCAAUGAAUUACAACUCGAUGAUCUUCGAUGGUCUCUGGUUACAUUUGGAGCAGACGGCGUGUACGAUCAACCAAGAAGCCUGGUUAUCAACGGAGACACAUUUACAAACGAUCACAAACAUUUCACUACUUACUUCGACCAUAUCCCAAUCGGAAAUGGCACUCAGGACAUAUUCGCUGCUUUGAGAUAUGCCUCUCUGCUGGAAUAUCGUGCUGGUGUAUCGAAAACAUUUAUUUUACUGCCAUGUUCGCACUGUGAUCCUCAACACCAGAUGUUGGACUAUUCAGUCUUGCACCAAGUGAUGCUCGAGCACGAAGUGACGCUUCACAUACUGGUGGACGCGGAUUUCCAGCUGGAAAAGGAAAGAGUAGGAAAGGUGCUGUACGGAUUCGAUGCGAGCAAAUCGUAUACGAAAAAGGAUACGAGAGUACUGACUGGGGAUAAAGAGUUGCACAGACAAGUCAAACUUUCCAAAAGUAUUCUCGGUUACUGCACGCCACUUGCUCUUGAAACCAAUGGCACUGUUUUCAGCGGAAAAAAAUUGCGCUUUGAGAAACCAACAGCUAUUAAAAAGUUCAUAGCUGUAUUCUCCAAAAGAAUCGCGGCCAGUGCAACGCCAGGCACGUGUCAACACUGCGAAUGUAAUGCGGACAACAAUGGGCGUAGCAUUAUGGAAUGCUCGCCAUGCUUCGAUCGGACACCAAUUGCUGUCGACUAUAAGGAUUUCGAUGAGAACGAAUCACUGACAAUGCUACAGCCCCUUGGAUUCGAUUACAAUCUAAUGGAUCAGGAGGAGGAAUCACGAAUUCAGCUAUAGGUAAGAUGAUAUUAUAGUAUAAUGAAUGUGAACUAUUUACUCAGAGAAUGAAUGAGCAAAACGACACGAAACAAAACUCAAAUCAAGCUUUAUUACGAAUCGUUAACUGGUGGUGAAAAGUAUUCGUUAAUACAAGUGAGCUGCUCAUCUUGAAGUCAAUUUACUGGUUAUGAAAAUAAAUUGAGUAACCCCGUGCAGAGUCAUUGUGUAUCGCUGGAUGUAAUAAUAGCAUUGCAUAACAAUUAUAUAAGAAAUGCCACGUAUUCUAAGACCAGCGAACAGAAGAGACCAUUUUGAACAAUCCGACCAACUAAUUAUAGAAUAAGGCUAAUUAUAAUCUCAGUAAAUUUUAAUACUCUUAGGGAAUUUUAUUUAUUUAUUAUACAUGUAAUAAUUCCUUUCCUCAGUGUUUUGUGUCUUCAG
Messenger RNA from Diprion similis, 13822 nucleotides. RefSeq lists its product as uncharacterized. NCBI's taxonomy places the organism in Eukaryota, Metazoa, Arthropoda, Insecta, Hymenoptera, Diprionidae. Gene Ontology annotation, biological process: lipid transport. Gene Ontology annotation, molecular function: lipid carrier activity. Bases 584 to 13399 code for a protein of 4271 amino acids. The transcript has 26 exons. The record is from RefSeq and is a predicted model, not a curated record.